CGUUAAUAUGAGAAGCCCCGUUAAAUGUUAUUAUCAAAGGGCGCGGAAGAAACUUUACUUAUUAUUUAAAUCAUGGUUAUAAUAGAGAAAUGAACAGUUACAUAACGAGACGCAAUUAUUGCACUAAACGACAUUUGCAUAGGCUAUAAGCUUUACGUAACACAAAAUGAAGGGGUCCUGAAUUAAAACACAAAAUCAAUCUAGUUUUGACUUUAAGGUCGAUUUUAACAUGGCAUUUAGAUUAAUCUUGCAUUUUGGCAAGAGUUGCAUAAGAGGGGCAUUAUAUGCACGCGACUGUUGUCGCUGUCCGCGGUGCUGAACUGCAGGCUGUGCACGAUGAUGCAUCAACAGGCAUAACUGCAGAAACAACUGAUCUAGGAUCAUUUUCUCUCUACAAAACAUCAGCCCGUGCCAGUAUGAAAGCGAAACAGCGUUGACCAAGAUCAGCAGUACGGGCACAUCAUUGCGACAGAUUGGUGCAAAUGCAAAACAGAGUUUGCAUCGUUUUUCUGUUAUAUCGGCAUUGCAUGUGCUUGGAUUGGUUUGGACGUUAUUACUAUCCUCCUGUUGUUGUUUAUCGUUCAUCUCAUCGCUUUACCUCAUCAGAUCAUGUGUCAUAAGUCACCCAGGGCUCUUCUAGUUUUGCAUUUCCACCGCGAGCACAAUGGCCGGCUCAUUUUUCCGCAAUGGUCUUCAGGAAAGUCGCCGCUACGUCACGCCCCUGUGCCCAUUUUUGGAGGGGAGCCCCGUCACAUCCCUUGCCCAUAUCUGGGCAAGAGCCGUCCAGAGUCAGCACACGGCGGGGAAUCCUCCAGUCGACGUAGAUGAGCGGUGGGCGGAGCUCUGGUCGAGCCGAACAGUAUAAAAGGGGGACGAGGAAUUCCAGUAAACGAAUCGACGGAGACCAGAAUCUGGAAGCUAAAGGAGCUCUGCUUGACAGGAAACAAGACAAGGGAAUCCCAAAGCAUUCGGAAAUAAUUCCAAAGACAUUUCUUGUGGAUUUUUGGUACAUAUAUAUUUCUUUGCACUUAAGAGCAUCAUGCUGAACACCGUGGACUUCAGUGCGCUGGAUUUUCUCUGCGCCCAAGCCGAGAGUCUGGAGACACAAUCUAGCCCUCAGAUUCAACCUGAUGCUGCUCGCGGACUGUUGAAGCCCAAAGUGGAGCCACUGGAUGCCGGUUUUCCCGAGUGCUCCAGUGACGGCUUCCCGCCGUCUCCACCGACCUACACAGGCAGUUUCUACACCGAGACCGGCCCUUGUAGCGCGGACGCCCUGCUCAGCAUACUCGCCGAAAUCGUCGGCAUCUCCACGGCACCCAUUUCCGAGCUGAGCACCGAUAACUUCUUCGGAAACUCUCGCGGCAACGCGUUGUCACGCCAGGAGUCGUUGUUAUCCACGGGGAGCUCGUUGGGUUCCCCGGAACCGUGCUGCAACGACUCGUCGGAUGAAUAUAUGGACGGUUUGAGUGUCCAACAGUCGUUCCCGGUGACUGUUAAGAGUGAGUUCGGUAGCAGUUGCCAUGGCUGCGAUCUUUUCGACGGGUUCGGUACUCCAGAUUCACUCCCUCACGAGCCCUCAGACUUGGAUGACAUCAUUGACUUGCUCUCUCCACUGGGUCCCGAGACGGACUCCGUUUUGGACACGUGGAUCAAGCAAGAGCCGUUGGAUCUAAACUACUCAACCAACUUCACUAACUUUCCGAUUCCCGUCUCAACACCCAGUGCGUUUGGACUCGGCUGCGCGUUGGACUCUCUUGUCGUAAAGAGUAAAGCGCGAUCCAGGAAGGGCGCGGUCCGCGAGAAGCCCUUCUGCUGUCCGAUGGAGAACUGCGACCGCCGCUUCUCCCGUUCCGACGAGCUCAACCGUCACGUCCGCAUCCACACCGGCCACAAGCCCUUCCAGUGCCGCGUCUGCCUGCGCUGCUUCAGCCGCAGCGACCACCUCACCACGCACAUGCGCACGCACACAGGAGAGAAGCCGUUCUCCUGCGACGUGUGCGGGCGUCGCUUCGCGCGCAGCGACGAGAGGAAGCGGCACGGGCGCGUGCAUCUCAAACAGCGCGAGAGGAUGCAGCAAAAGACGGAGCUACUGGCUGCAUGCGCGUUUUCUCUUCCAGGACUUGUGUGAGCUCCAGGGACAUUGAUUGUGUUCCCGUUCUUUUUUUUUUCCCACUACGGGAAGUUUAUGGCUCAAGGCGAGGCGCAGUUGAUGUGCGCGAGCAGCUCAGUGCUUGAGACACUGGAAGAGGAGUCUUGAAUGGGACUGAACUGGCGCGAGCACCACACUUGUGUUGAUGUGUGUUGUGACGAGCUUGGCAUGCAGUUGAAAGCGAAAAGACUCUAAAUGAAUGAGAUCGAUUGCCUGGAAAGGCCAGACAUAUGUGCAGCACUUGGACAUUACCUCAACCUUUUAUUUGUCACCCUACUUACAAGAAGUGACAUUGAUCACGAGGACCUCAGAUGUUGUUGUGACAUACCUUGCAUGUCUUAGUAUGAUGUAAACGUGCAUUUGUUUUACACUUUCUAUACCAUGCUGGCAUGCGCAAUGUGAUCUGCGUCUUUUACCUUGUUGUAUUUUGAUACAUCACUUUAUAAAUCACACGAGAAGAGCCCUAUAUAUUUGUACAUUAAUGAUUGUAAUUUUGUAUUCGUCAAUUUACUCAAAGAGAGCGCGAGAGAUCUAUUCUAUAGUGAUUGUAUUCCACUUUUGACAGUAGAAUGUGUUUGGUUGGUUCUUGGGAAGCUGAUGCGGUAGAAUAUUUACAGACUUCAACAUCAUAGCUGAGUUGCAGUAGCACACUUGGAUGUUACUGUCUAUUUGCCUUUGAAAACUGUUCUUGUGCAAUGAAAUACUGUUAAAUGUGGAUAUUCUGAGGCGUUUGAAUGUUUCAAAUAAAACUUUAUUUACUGACA
Myxocyprinus asiaticus (Chinese sucker) is the source of this 2913-nucleotide messenger RNA. Its product is annotated as early growth response protein 1-B-like. The record is from RefSeq and is a predicted model, not a curated record. Gene Ontology annotation, biological process: regulation of transcription by RNA polymerase II. Gene Ontology annotation, molecular function: DNA-binding transcription factor activity, RNA polymerase II-specific; RNA polymerase II cis-regulatory region sequence-specific DNA binding. The coding region runs from base 1040 to 2128 and encodes 362 amino acids. The transcript has 2 exons. NCBI's taxonomy places the organism in Eukaryota, Metazoa, Chordata, Actinopteri, Cypriniformes, Catostomidae.